AUGUCUGUACAAUGGCUACGCUCAGCAAGCUCGACCGUCUCGCGUCUUCUCUUCCGGAGGCAAACUGCCCACCUUUUUGCCUUCCUGACGGCAAUUCCCAGCGGCAUCUCUACUUCUCCGCCUAUUCCCUGCCUCAGUAAUUCGUCCCUAUUGACGCUAGAAGACGUCGUGACUUGCUUCGACAAAUUCACUGUUUCGUUUGAAUUCUACAAUCAAUCCUCAUACGAUACAGCACAACCGACGCCUUUCGAGUUGACCGCGUGGACCGACACCAUUGCAGCCCUUCUCGAUGUCGAUGGGAACUGCACUUCCGUCUCCGUUCCCAGCGUCCUUCAGGAUGUGUACUCCGUGACGUUGUACGAAGAAACUGCUUCAGAUUCGACGCAGUCGUUCUGCAUCCUGUCCGAAACCAACUUUGACCCCGCAUCGGGAUUCUACAUACGGGGCUGGGGUCUCUUUGCCGUACCAGCCUCUCGUCCUCAGCCAGCGCGCAGCCUCCAUUUUUCUGCGCCGCAUCCCGUGUUCGACAUGAAUACCCCGAUGCAAGCCUCGGCUUUGUUCAAGCGCACGGGCGCGAAGAGCUUGCUGAUCGCCGGGCGCAUACGAACAGCGUUCAGAGAACCCACAUUGUGCAUCCAAACCGACCCGGAGGGCGGUCCGUAUUUUAAGACGGAUCCUGCGCACGAUACGAACGAACCUUUCUUUGGUGCGGCGAAAACUGUCCAUGUGUGGCAAGAGGAUCAUGGUGGUUGCCAAGCGGCAUCGUGCGCGUUUGUCCAGAUGCACGGCAAGGCUGCGAGUACGUGUUCGGAGGAUACGGCCUUCAUGUCCACCGGUUUAGGUCGGUCGGAAUCGUCCCUUGCGUGGUAUACUUCACCUGCCGACGCGCCUAUCAAGAGGUUGCAGAGGGAGGCGUUGCAGGUUUUCACGACGUGGAAUAUAUCGCUUCCUUCGGAUAGCUCUUGCGGUUUGACCGCGACGACGAAUGUGUUUGGGAGACUACUGAACGGGAUAGCCGAGGAAGACGUUUGCGUCCGUGACGCCGAUGCUACGACGGUAUCCGGGCAGUUCAUCCACAUUGAGCAGAGCAUAAUGGCGAGGUCUUCCGAGUUUUAUGAUGCUUGGGCAGAGGCGUUCAAUCGUGCGUUCAUGCAAUGA
Molecule: messenger RNA, 1158 nt
Organism: Pleurotus ostreatus (oyster mushroom)
Lineage: Eukaryota; Fungi; Basidiomycota; Agaricomycetes; Agaricales; Pleurotaceae
Exons: 3
Coding region: 1-1158 (385 amino acids)
Source: RefSeq, a predicted model, not a curated record